This is a messenger RNA of Apis cerana (Asiatic honeybee), 4171 nucleotides long. RefSeq names its product band 7 protein AGAP004871. NCBI's taxonomy places the organism in Eukaryota, Metazoa, Arthropoda, Insecta, Hymenoptera, Apidae. Gene Ontology annotation, cellular component: plasma membrane. The record is from RefSeq and is a predicted model, not a curated record.
GUGUGUAAUUCGGUUCGUCUUUUAUUAACGGCGAAUUAAAAUGUUAUUUUCCCCACGGGGCGACGAAUAAAUUGCUACGUAACGAGAUAGGCGGAAACUUGAAAUUUUAUAGUAUAACAAGAUAGAAGGAAGCGUCACGAAUAACGUUGCAGGAAACACCGUGAAGCGGAUGGAACGACACGGAUCGCACGAGGAACGCGUAAAGUGUAAAAACAUUAUUCGAAAUUUACUCUCUAUUGAAACGAACGCGCGAAGAUUUUUUCACUCGGUUCCUUGGUUUCUGUUUCCAACGAUUAUUCGACAAGAAUUAAUCGAUGUUGCUCGAUUUAUGGCUAGAUGAAAACCAUUCGCCAUCAACGACACACGGUGCUCACAAGCAUAGUUCGAGUACUAAUCCGAGUGACCAAGAUGGCUCAACUUUCGUAAUAGGAAGAGAAUCGAUGGUCCCCACAGAUGGCGUUGACCCGUCAGAUGACGUUCGAGUCGUCGACUCGGAAACAGAGGAAUCGUCGGUGGCACGCGGCGAGACGAAGAUCGGCGCUACGACUAGAUUCGUCGAGUUGUUGGCCACUAUAGGCUCGUUCCUGCUGGUGCUCGUUACGUUGCCUUUCUCGCUCUGCUUCACCUUCAAAGUCGUGCAAGAGUACGAGAGGGCCGUCGUGUUCAGAAUGGGACGGCUGAAAGGCGCCGCUUAUGGACCAGGCACGUUUUUCGUGAUGCCAUGCGUGGACAACUGCGUGCGCGUCGAUCUGAGGACAGUUUCGUUCGACGUGCCUCCCCAAGAAGUUCUCACCAAGGAUUCCGUGACGGUGAGCGUGGACGCGGUCGUCUAUUAUCGCAUAAAGGAGCCGUUGAACGCCGUUAUCAAGAUAGCCAAUUACAGCCACUCGACUCGGCUACUGGCUGCCAGCACGUUGCGAACGGUGCUUGGGACGAGAAACUUGGCCGAAAUUCUCUCGGAACGUGAAACCAUUUCCCACACCAUGCAAACCUCUCUCGACGAAGCCACGGAGCCCUGGGGUGUCAAGGUCGAACGCGUUGAAAUAAAGGACGUUCGGCUUCCGGUGCAGCUGCAACGAGCCAUGGCCACGGAGGCAGAAGCCGCAAGGGAGGCUCGGGCCAAAGUGAUCGCGGCGGAAGGGGAGAUGCUGGCUUCCCGUGCCCUGAAAGAGGCCAGUGAUGUCAUUUCCACGAGUCCAGCCGCUCUUCAGCUAAGGUAUCUACAAACGUUGAGCAACAUAUCCGCGGAGAAGAACUCGACCAUCAUCUUUCCGUUGCCGGUCGAAUUCUUGACACCGUUCUUCAACCGUAGCUCGUCGAGCCAGAUCGAGGGCCAGGGGAAUGGAACGGAAUCGGGGGAGCAGGGAUGCGCGGGCCGGCUCACGACUCGGCCUCACGUUCACUCAAACGGAAACAUGCCGGCUAAGUGAAGAUAGGUAGGUACGUUUCGAGUUUGAUCGUCUCUAGGCCGGAAUUCUCGCGCGAUCUUUGAUACACGUUCGACCGGAAACCUGUUUGUACGCGUUUGCUCAAAGCGUCUCUUUCGAGCAGACGUCGUUUCUGAUCAACGAAUCAAAGUCGCUCUUUAAAUAAACCGAUGUAAUUCCCAGGGAUUUACAAGGGUUUCGAUCCAUCGAAAAUUCAUUCGACUGGAUCGUCGCGGAGCACGAGCAUAUAAUAUUGUUCGGAAAGUAAUUUCGCUUUUUCACGCGAGAGGCGCUACUCGAACGUUUAUCCACAGCCAACUUCGUUCUAAAGCAUGUUGUUAUGGUAUAUUUUGUGAGUGGGCAUUUUAUGGUUUAAUUAUAAGAAAAAUUCAUUUGAUUUUGUUGUGUGGUUGUGUUUUUCGUGCGCGAUAAUGAAGAUGCGAGACCAAAAGGAUCAUUUUCGGUUCGAUUAUAUUCGAUUAUAUCUUACUUUUUCUAUUAUUGAAAAGGUUAGGAAUACCGUUCAGACAAGAAAAAAGUUACGCGAAGUGUAUGGAGUGGAAGUGUAUAUCAACGGUACGUCAGUGUCAAAACUGAUUUUCAAAAUUUCGUUCCGAUGAUUUCUACAUUAAAAAUGCGUCACGUUCUGGAUUCGCACCGGUUGAAGCCGAUGAAGACAAAAUAAAGGCACCAUUCGAAGCAAACCAACGACUCGAAAUUGUUACGAGAUCAAACUCAUUCGUGAUCGCAUGAAAUAAACUUAUGUUUCAUUGUUAUGAAAAAAAACGAAAUUACUUUCCGAACAGCCCAGUAAAUAAGGAUUGAUUCGAAUGGAAAGGCCUGGAGGAUUAAACGAGUAAUCGGGUGAGGAGUUAGUUUCUCAUCGUCACGUUCCAAGCGUUGGAGCGUAGCGCGAAAGCACGUGCUUGCCUCCUCUUCUCUCCCCCCUCUCCUGCCGUCGUCGUCGCUCGUUUCCUCGCUUCGAGGAGGCUAAGUGAAGCCGCGUAUAUAGCGGCUGCGUCUACCUCCUCUUUAUGAAACGAUGUAAAACGGAAAUUGCGCAAGCCUCCGUAUUGAAAUUUACCUAUCGAAUGAUAACGAACUUCCUCGAACAGCCGCGUGGACCUCGAGCGUUUCCAAAGCGGAAUACGAGCCAAGAGAGAGAGAGAAAAGAGAGAGUUGGUCUAAUGGAAAUGAAAUAGGCUUCUCCUCGCGCACCAGCUUUGGACCGGCUGCGCGAGACCUGUAGAGACCACUUAAAUUCUGUCUGGUCGCGAUAAAAAUAAUUAAAUUCGUGUCAAAAACACGGGCGCUCGCGGUGGGUGGAGCGUAAACGGUUGUUGUGGCGGUGCAUCGCGCAAACGAGAAACGAAAACGAACGGAAAGUAUAAAUUUCAAUUUUAUUACUUCGCGUACGGGCGCGUUUCCUUCCUCUUCUACUCUUGUUAUUUCCCUUUUUUUAAAAUCGCGAAUGGAAAAGAAGAAAAGGAAAGGAAAGAAAACAAACAGGAAUAAUAAUAUCCUGGCCGUAAUGUAUGCAGAACAGUUUUUUUUAUAAACAAGGGGAAGAGAAGGUUUAAAGAGGACUAUUAUUUACGCGGGAAAAUUCCUCCGGUGAAUUAUGACGCUUGUUAACCGUGCCACGACACGACGCCCUGCCCAGGAUUAAAAAGCCUCCCCCCUCCUUCCUCUCCUUCGGUGCACACAGUCGCGUGUGCACAAACUGCGUUAAAAGAAAGUAAUUCAUCGGAUAAACAGAUCGAGAGGUAAUCGAGAUAGUUUUUUAAGGAAUGAGGGGAAGGAGGAGAAAAAGAGACUGUAUAAUCGCUCGAAGGUUAAUCGUGGCGCGUGGUAAUUGCCUAAAGCGAACUAUUUUAGUAGCGAGUAGUGACGAGUUGUGGCUCGUAUUUGGAUCGGACUAAUAUUGAAGAUCGUAAUUAAUAAACAGUGGCGCGGGAUAUUAAUUCCUUUGCAUCUCAAAUAUUUGUCGGUGAAAUUAAUUCAUACUGCGCCGAAAUGUCAUACCGGACACACGUAAUCCGACCAAAGAGAUAACGGUCGGGACACGCGUUACCAAUUAAGCUUAUAACCGAAGCGACGUUCUAACCUCAUUCCAUUUCAUCUUUCGACGAUUUUACGUACCGAUCCUUUCAUCGUUUCAAGGAGAUUUCAUCGUUGAGAGAGAUGAAAAAUUUCCUAAAGGAUAACGACGGCCAAUAAUGGAGAGAGCUGGAAAUCAAUGGCUAAUUAAUUCGAACGAAAAUAGCAUUGCUCUUUCGAACUGUGUGUGGAAACGAAUGAUCGAACUGCGAAAUAUAAAGCGAAAAUUUCAAUUAUUCGAAAUUCGAAUUUGUUAAAUUCGAAUCGAGGAUCGAUUGUAUAUAAGAUACGUGCGAAAAAUUUUUACCUAAAAGAUUAUCGCAAAAAAACGGCAAUAUCUUUAUGUUAAAGUCUAAACUGAUUUUGAAUAUGUGGCAUAGACAUGAUGCUGUUUUACCCGAAAGACCAGCUGUUGCUAUAGGACUGUACAAUCGUUUAUAUUAAGUUGUUCGGAAAGUAAUUUCAGUUUUUCACACGAGCGUCGCUACUGGAACGUUUAUCCACAGCCAACUUCGUUCUACACCGUGUUAUUGUAUAUUUUGAGAAUUAGCAUUUCAUGGUUUAUUUAUGAGAAAAAUUCGUUUGAUUCUAUGUAGUUGUGUUUUUCAUGUGCGAUAAUAAAGAUAUGAGACCAAAAAGGAGUA